GUAUGAUUGAGGUCUCUUUCUUUUGGGUUGCUGAAAAAAAGGAUAAUUGAACGUUUUUGCAUAUAAAUUUCGUUACUUUUUAAUCAUGCAAUUCUUUUUCUCUUCCAUCGUUUCAAUAAGCAUAAGAGAUUAUGACGCGUUUUUUUUUUUUUCUUGCUGUGAGAAUAUAGCUUUAGCGAGAUUGGGGGUUAUUUUGAGAAUCUCCUCUGGGUUUGAUUACGAGUAUGUCUCAUUCAUUGCGGAAGAUGAAUUGUUGCAUAAAAUUACUAGCUGGGUUUAAACUCUAGAAUUGGGUUACUUGGUAUUGAUUUUAUUGUUUUUUUGUCUCUCAUUCUAGUGUACUGAAUCAAUUAUUUGCAGGGAAUUUUCAUGUUUCGAUUUGAUCGUGAAAAAGCUUGUGAUGAGAUUUUUAAGUAUUGCUGGGCAUGACAGAAACGUGUUUUACUUGCGUUUCCAAGAUCCUGAAUUAAAUUGUUAUUAACCCUUGCCUGGUUAUUUGUUUGCAAAAUCUUCAGCAAUGGCUGCAAAGAUUCUUGCCAACUUGAUCGUGAUGGGCUCUGGAAUAUUAGCCAGGGCUUUUGUCCAGGCAUUCCGUCAGGCACUAGCAAAUGCCUCAAAAUCUGGUGUUGCGCAAGAAAUAGUGCAGAAUUUGAGAAGAGCAAGCAAGGUAAUGGCUGAAUCUGAAGCUAGACAGAUUCUUGGUGUCACUGAGCAGGCUUCGUGGGAGGAGAUCUUGCAGAAAUACGAUAAUUUGUUUGAUCAAAAUGCUAAGAACGGGAGCUUUUACAUCCAAUCAAAGGUUCAUAGAGCCAAAGAAUGCUUAGAAGAAGUGUACCAAAAGAAAGCUCAGGGUGGAGAGACAUAACAAACAAAGUUUGGUGGAGCUAAAGAAUGUUUGGAAUGAUUACGAAAGAAAAGCAGUGGGAGUUGCAUAAGUGGCGGUCAUCAUUGAUUGUGCUACUUGUAAUCCCUAUUAGUGAUCAUCAUGGAAGCAACUCUACAAACUUUUGAAUAUACAGGCGAGGGAAGUUCUCAGUUUGUUACUUGAAUUGUAGGAUUGAAGUGUGGAGUAUUGAAGUUUACUUCCGUGCCUUGCUAAUAAUUAACCAACCAACCUAGUGUCUAUAUUGAAAUCUAUAUCUUGUUUUUAGUUUUUGCCAUUGAUAUUGUAUCCAACUUGGUUAGGCAUGACAAACAGUCUAGUCUUGGACUGUUAUGUGGUCUACUUGUUGGCCAAAUUGAGGCUGGGGGUCAGGGGAUGAGAAGGACGAAAAUGUUUGUGCUAAGAUUGGUUCCGAUCAAUGGGAACUUAUUUUGUUUUUUUUCU
Messenger RNA from Carica papaya (papaya), 1327 nucleotides. RefSeq names its product mitochondrial import inner membrane translocase subunit PAM16 like 2-like. Gene Ontology annotation, biological process: protein import into mitochondrial matrix. NCBI's taxonomy places the organism in Eukaryota, Viridiplantae, Streptophyta, Magnoliopsida, Brassicales, Caricaceae. Gene Ontology annotation, cellular component: TIM23 mitochondrial import inner membrane translocase complex. The record is from RefSeq and is a predicted model, not a curated record.